This is a messenger RNA of Diaporthe batatas, 1387 nucleotides long. RefSeq lists its product as uncharacterized. The record is from RefSeq and is a predicted model, not a curated record. NCBI's taxonomy places the organism in Eukaryota, Fungi, Ascomycota, Sordariomycetes, Diaporthales, Diaporthaceae. The transcript has 3 exons. Gene Ontology annotation, molecular function: oxidoreductase activity. The coding region runs from base 286 to 1233 and encodes 315 amino acids.
GGAUCACCCGAGUCACUGUUCCAGACGGAGUGUCGGGGAGAGAACGUAAGACAUGUCCGAAAGGAGCUGACUGUGCUGUCCACAUGAUCACAACCAGGUGAUAUAUAAAAAGUCUUGUGUCGCCGUCGUCCACGGGCAUGGAUCUGCUUGUGGAGUGUCCAACGUUCACAACACUUAUUAUUAUACACCGGCAAGCAGAGCGGCAUAACAAUAACAUCCAACACACAAAUCUACCCACCUGUGAUUCCUAUAUCAACUGUCACCGCUGAACGCAAUUUUUACCUCAUGGCUCCAAAGGUUGUUGAUGUCUUGAUAAUCGGGGGUGGCCCUGCAGGUUUGGCGGUGGCAUCCACCAUCGUAAGACAACUGGGGACCGGCAUUCUGUUUGACUCAGGCGUCUACCGCAACGCACGAGCACACCACAUGUAUGGCGUCCCGGCAUGCGACUAUUUGGCCCCGGAGGCCUACAGGAUGAAAGCCAAAGGUGAUAUACUGAGGCGAUACGACACAGUGGAAUUCAAGAGGGCCUACAUUGAAACAAUCAAGAAGCUUGAAAAUGGCAAUUUUGAGGCUAUGGACGGGUGGGGUCACGUUUACGAGGGGAGAAAGGUGGUCAUCGCGACCGGCGUGAAGGACGUCCUGCCCCAGAUCGAGGGCUUUGAUUUCUGCUGGGGCCGCGGAGUUUUUCCGGAUCUUUUCUGCCACGGAUAUGAAGACCAAGGCACAUCAGCUGGCCUGUUUGCCUUUGAGAUGUUCGACAACAUGGAAGCGGUCACCGAGGUGGGCAACACGGCACUGCAGCUCUCAAAGAAUCUGCGGGUCUACACCAAUGGCGAGGAAGCACUCGCUUCCAAGAUCAAGACCAGUGCCUGGAGACCAGAUUUUGAGGCAAGAGUAACCAUCGAAAACCGUCGCAUCAGGAGUAUCAGAAUGCUUUCUGACGACACCUCACAACUCAUGGUGACGCUAGAUGAUGGGACUCAAUUUGAGGAGUCUUAUAUUGUUUAUCAUCCACCGGUCGAGAUCAAUGGGCCUUUUGCGAAGCAGCUCGGCCUUGAGACUGGCCGACAGGGAGAAAUCCAGGUCAGCUUGCCAUACAAUGAGACAAGCGUGCGAGGUGUAUUUGCGUGUGGAGAUGCAGCAACCCAAGAAAAGAUUGUUCCAACUGCGAUCUGCGGUGGCGCUUUGGCUGGUCGCGGCAUCAUUACGCAAUUGCAGGCUGAGAACAUUUGAAGCUGAAAUCAAAAUGAGGUCAGUUGUGACAUACGGCGCGCGGUGACAUGAGACACGAAUUAUAGAACUCUCUGGGCACGGAUUUGUCUGAUAUAAAUAGAGUCGUGUGCUUUGCCAAGAUCAUAGAAACAAUACACGCGUUUGUUAUCUUGAA